Molecule: messenger RNA, 3251 nt
Organism: Ficedula albicollis (Collared flycatcher)
Lineage: Eukaryota; Metazoa; Chordata; Aves; Passeriformes; Muscicapidae
Gene: ASB14
Product: ankyrin repeat and SOCS box containing 14
Exons: 10
Coding region: 173-1957 (594 amino acids)
Biological process (GO): intracellular signal transduction
Cellular component (GO): cytoplasm
Molecular function (GO): protein binding
Source: RefSeq, a predicted model, not a curated record
UGCAGAGAUUGUUUACAGUCCUGAAAAUGUCACUUUCAACUUAAUAAUCGCUUCUUUAAAGGCUGAGAUUUUUCCCUCUUCCAGAAGAUUUAACCUGAAGAUUUAACGUGUCUGCUUCUAAUUAAAAAGCAGUGUUUCCAUACAGAAGUGAUCCAUAUUGUGCUGAUUUGCCAUGAAUAAUUCUGUGUAUAUGAUUGAUGGUGAUUCUGAUGAGGAAAUCUCUACCCAGCGAGCUAUUCAGGAAAGCUUACAAGAUAAGCAUAAACUUGAAACAAGUGGCACUGCAACAGAGAUUGAAAGUUUUCAGUAUACUGCAAGUAAAGAACAUGGGCAGAUCAUUGCAGCAAUUCGGACAGGCCAAGAGGAGGCCUUGAAGAAGCUGGUGAGGCACAGUUCUGCUUUUGAAGAAGCAGAUCAGCAUGGCUGGCUUCCUGUGCAUGAAGCUGCAGCACAGCUAAAUAAGAACAUCCUUGAAAUAACUUUAAAAGCCUCCCGUGACAUUACGUGGGAACAGUCCACUCUGCAAGGGGAAACACCUCUCUUGGUGGCAGUAAGAAAUUGUUUUGUGGACAAUGUCCAAUUUCUCCUGCUCAAUGGCUGCAACCCCAAUGUUAAAAAUGAAGAGGGAGAUUCUCCUUUAGUAAUAGCAAUUAAACUUGAUUCCUAUGACAUUGCCUCCUUGUUGCUGCGAUGCGGUGCCAGAGUGAAUUUGCGCUGUGUCCAUGAGAGAACUGCUCUGCAUGAGGCAGCCAGACUGGGCAGGAAGGAUCUGGUGCAGCUUCUCCUGGAUGCUGGAGCAGAUCCUGACCCCCGCAGUGGAUAUGGGCUCACACCUCUAGCACUGGCUGCACAGAUGGGACAUACAGAAAUUAUGGAGCUCUUACUGCAAAAAGGUGCAGAUGUUCUUUCACAGGCAAAGGACUGUGCUUCUAUAUUGUUUGAAGCAGCAGGAGGAGGAAAUCCAGAUUCUGUGAGUCUUUUACUAGAAUAUGGGGCUGAUGCCAAUGUACCAAAGCACUCGGGUCAUUUGCCAAUCCACAGAGCUGCAUAUAGAGGACAUUUUCUAGCUCUAAAAUAUUUAGUUCCAGUGACUGAUUUUGCUGCCAUUAAAGAAAGUGGGAUAAGUCCAGUUCACUCAGCAGCAGCAGGAGCACAUCCUCAGUGCCUGGAGUUUCUCCUGCAGUCGGGUUUUGAUGCCAAUUUUAUGCUGGCUCAGAGAGUUCGCAAAGGCUACGACGACCACCGGAAAUCAGCCCUGUACUUCGCCGUUUCCAACGGGGAUAUCUGCUCAACGCAGCUGCUGCUCAACGCCGGAGCCCUGACUAACCAGGAUCCCAUCAACUGCCUCCAAAUAGCCCUGAGAAUGGGCAACUACGAGCUAAUGAACCUGCUGCUCCGCCACGGGGCCAACGUCAACUACUUCUGCCGCGUGAACACCACGCACUUCCCCUCCGCGCUGCAGUACGCGCUCAAAGACGAGGUCAUGCUGCGCAUGCUGCUGAGCUACGGCUACGACGUGCAGCGCUGCUUCGACUGCCGGCGCGGCAGCGGGGCCCACGCCCAGUACGUGACCGACGGCUGGACCUCCACCGUUAUCAAAGACACCAUGUUUUGUGAAGUGAUAACCUUGUCCUGGCUGAAGCACGUGUCUGGGAAAGUAGUGCGAGUCAUGUUAGAUUAUGUUGAUCACAUUAAGAUUUGCUGGAAGCUCGAAGCUGUUCUCAAAGAACAGGAACUCUGGCCAGACAUCCAUUUCAUUUUAACAAAUCCUCGCUCUCUGAAGCACCUUUGCCGUCUGAAGAUCCGGGCAUGCAUGGGACGGCUGCGCCUCCGCUGUCCUGUCUUCAUGACCUUCCUUCCACUGCCAAACUGCUUGAAAGACUACAUCCUCUACAAGGAAUAUGACCUUUAUGGACAGGAAAACUUCACAGGGAUCUACAACCUCAACUGUGCUUAAAUAUUAGUCCUGUACUUUGAAGGGAAUGUAAUGUUAUGCUUCUUUCUUUUGGGAUUUUCUUUCCUCUGUAUAUUCAGGAAUGCCAGCACUCUCCCCUCAGCCCCUGAAGAAAAUGGCAAGAACUCCAAAACGUGAGUAUUGGUGAUCCCAUUCCAAGGAUCUCCUGGACUAUGACCUAUCUGGAAGUUAUGGCAACAGUAUUUUAAAUGCUUAAUGUGACAAGUUAAAGAAGUUUAGAAUACAAGGCUGCAGGCCUUGUGUUAUGGCUAAAUUAAAGCCUAUCAUAUCAAAUACCACUACCCCCACUCCAGGGUUAAACUCAGGGUUUAGUUAAAGGUCAGGGAUUUGACUAAACCAGGAAGGGAUGUAGUUUUCUCUUGUACUUCUUCCCUUCUCUUGACAAUAUGUAGUUUUUAUUUGUGAAGUCCUACAGUGAAGUUCUGAAGAACAGCUUAAGUAAUUCUUCUCUUCACCCAAUAAAGCCAUCCCCCAUUCUAAGCAAUGAAAUGGGAUCAAGCUUGAGAAACCUCUGCUUGUCACAGCAGGUAAUGUGAUAUACCAAUGUUUCAACAAGGUGGCAUUGCUGAAAGCUAUGUUAGUUCUGCAGCUCCUUCUCAGGUACUGGUAUGUCUCAUAUACCAUGAACGUGGACUAGUCUCUCUAGAACUGGGUUUUCCUUAGACAGUGCUGUCCAAAGCCAUGCUUGCAACUUUUGGAGUUUCUCUCUAUAGAGGUGGAGCUUAAACUUUUGGAGCCCUGUCAUUUUAGGAAGUCUUACAGAAGUCUUAGAAAGACCUACAGCAUGCCUGUUUCCUCUAAAAAUACUGCAAAUAUCAGUUCCUAUUUUAGAGGAAAAGAAGUUCAUCAACACAUUUGGCAUUAGUAGUAUUUAUUCCUUCAUAAUCAAGUAAGCAUAGAUUUUUUUUUCUAGUUAUACAUGCAUCUUUAUCACAGAAGUUACAUAAUUCAAAAGUCUGCUUUUCCCCAGAAAAUUCUACAAACCUUAUAAAAUACAAAUUUAACCAUAAUGUGGUUAUGGCCCAUGGUUUUUUUUACAUGGUGUUUAUCCCAUAAUAAACUAACUCAGCCUGUGAAGAUAUGUCCAGUGCCCAUGGUAGUGGUUGUGCUGGUAGAGCCUCUGCACCUGGCUUGUUCUGCAGAGCCCUCACUGCCCUGUCCCUGCACCACCAUGAGCCCUGCCCAGCCAGCUGCCACAGCUCCUGCUCAUCUUCAGUCUCUGAUUGUUGCAAAAAUAGAUUUAGAGCAUUCCCAAGUGUAACAACUUCCUCUGAGG